ACUAAUCUAUGCUCAUGUGCAAGCAGCCAGCACAGGAAUCUGUUAAAAAUUUAUUUUUAAUCUCCGAGUGUUUCUAGUGACUGAAAUUUAUUAUUAUUCCUCUACAAACAUUCGCCGGACUUGUUAUUCUACAUUUAAAAACCCUCAGACAAUGUCAAAACCAAGGCAAGCGCUCCCGAUUGCAGUGAUGACCCGUCGCAAAGUGGCUCAGCUAAAUACAAGGCAAUUGCGCAAUAAAGAUGCCAGCAUGAAGAAGAUUGCCGAAAUUACACAGAUGUUACGGAGACCCACUAUACGAGAUAAGAGUGUUAGCCCUGGAAACAUUGAGAGAUCGAGUUCAAAAUCAGAAAAAUCACCAAACAAGAACACAUCGCCGAAGCAAGUUAAGACUUAUAAGGGCCCUAAAACUAAAGAGAGUCCUAAAUUAAUAGAGAAGACACCUGUUCGAGGCAUAAAAAUCCAAACACCCGUAAAGCCUAAAGAAACAAAAGAAGACGAGUAUUAUCCAAACAAGAUGAAACGGAUAACGAAGUCUUGCAAGGUGGUGCUGAAGCCCAUACAUGGAUUGAAAAUUGGCAGUAAGAGGAAGGUGGCGAUGCCACAAAAAGGUAUAAAACCCCCAUCACCCAAACGCAUCAAACAAACACAACCAACACGCAACACGUCUACUAUACAAGAAAUCAUCGAGCUAUCUGAACAGCAGGGGUUGUCAGAUGAAGAUUUCUUAGAAAUACUAACGUGUGAGAGCCCUGUGUGGUGGGAAAACCCGCCCGAUUAUAGCUAUGAUGAAGAUGCCAUCUGUAUAAAGAAACCAAUAUUGCACCGAGAGUUAACAGACAAAACUGGUAAAUCUAAUCAAUGUACACAAAUUAAUAAAACUGAGUCACUCCCGCACCAAAUACCAUUAAUAAAACGUACCGACAACAAAUUCAUGACAAAGAGAACGAAAUUAGAAAAUCUAUUAGGCAAUAUUAAAAACAAAUUGGCAAAUAAAGUUAAUAUUAAUAAUAACAGUAUUGCUAGUAAACACAGCGAAAAUAAAAACGCUCAGAUCGAAACAAAAAUACUUACAGAAACCAAAUCUAUAUCAUUGGAAACAAACAAACGAGCAACGACCUGUAGCAAUAAACAGAAUGACGAAAAAACAUAUGAACAUCAAAAAACUAAAUCCACUAAAACAGUCGAGGUUAAUGUGAAAACAAGUGACAGUAUAGAUUAUAACAAAAGAAUACACAGUAGAAUUUCAGAAAGUACAGACGGAGAAGAUGUAUUAUUAACGUUACAAGAUAAUGAUAUUUUAAAUGAUUUAGAAAACAUGGACAUACCUGUGCAGGAAAAUGAAAAAAAUGUAAGCGACACUGGAAAUAAAAACUUAAAAGACAAUUGCAAGAACUCCGCAAUAGUAACGGAAACAUUUUCAACUAGCUACUGUAGCAAAGGACAAAUUAAAAGUGAUUUUUUCAAUACAAACAACAAUUCAAAGUAUGAUAAUUACCUUAACAAUACUGACAAAAAUAAACAUCAAAAACAAGAAAAUGUAAUUGACACAAAAAGUGAAACUGUUGAUAAUAUUAAUAAAAAUAAAACAAGACUUAAUAAAUCUACCUCAGACACAGAAAAUAACGCACAGUGUAAUGAUUUUAUUUUUAAAACAAACCCUAGUGUAGAUAGGCUAUGUACUGUAGUUAAUACUGAAGACAACGAAGAUUCAGAUAUACAAAAAUUAACAAUAACCAGUAUCGAAAAAAUUAGUUCACCAACAUUGUCUGAUGUCGAUAAUUCUAGUUGUCAGGAAUUUGACACUAUAUCGGAGAGUAAUUUAAAAUUUAUCGAUGAAGAUAUAUCUAGUCUUAAUAGUGAAUAUUCUUCUAGCGAUAGUAAGAAUUUAAAUGAUCAAAUUUGUGACACUAAAGAAGUAAAUAACAUUAGAGGUAACUUAGAAAGUGGUUCAAGUCAAGAUGAGAUAUUAGAGCCUAAUUUCAUACAAAACGAAAAAGAUUUCGAAAGUGUUGAAAAGAUUACAAAGUUUAAAAAUCAAAAGAAAAAAGAUAAGGAAUAUAUGACUGUGUAUAAAAUAAUUUCAUGUGAAGACGUCACUGACAGUCAAAUUGAUAUUAAAUUUGUGCCGAAUGACAGAGAUUUAAAAAAUAUACAAAAGUCAGAUGUUUUUAAGAAGAUAAUUUCUGAAAACGACAAAUCUCGUGAAAAAACAGAUUCUGUAAAAGGGAAUUUAAAUUCAUUCUAUAAGAAAUGCAAAAGUACCUAUCACAGGAAACCUAAAUCAACUUCAAACAAUAUUGAGGGUGAAAUUAACAAGAACAUUUCAAUUGAACUACAAAAUUCAACUGAAAGUGAAGCCAUUGAUAAUUCAAUUUCAAUUGAAACUGAAGGUGUUUAUGCGGUUGAAACUGAACAGGCGUUCAAUCACGACCCUGAAAGUGACACGUUUUGUCGAUCAUGUGAAACAUCAGAGAAAUCUAUUGUUAUCUCAGACCAAAACAUUGUGAAAUACUGUUUAAAAUGUUCUUCCAUUUUUGAAUCAGAAAAUUGUACAUAUUGUGAUAAAAAAGCUGAAAUAGAUAAGAAAAAUCAGCAACCAGUUAUUAAAAUCAGUGAUAGUGUGAAACAAUCUAACGCAAACAGUGGAGUUAAGUUUUCAAGUAAGUAG
Hyposmocoma kahamanoa is the source of this 2668-nucleotide messenger RNA. RefSeq names its product variant-silencing SET domain-containing protein-like. The transcript is spliced from 6 exons. Bases 152 to 2668 code for a protein of 838 amino acids. The record is from RefSeq and is a predicted model, not a curated record. Lineage: Eukaryota; Metazoa; Arthropoda; Insecta; Lepidoptera; Cosmopterigidae.